UGUAUUUUGAAUGUGCGUCUCCCGCCUUCGCCGCAAGACCAGUUACAGUACAGUACAUUUGACUUCCUCCAGAUCACCAAAUGAGCGUCAGCACAGUGGAGAACCAAAGAAAUUUUCUUUUAUCAUCCUCACCAUAUAUUCGUACCAUUACGGGGCUUUUCAUCUCAACGGCCUGGCUAUCAUGGGAACGUUCCGGACAGACGGAGUGCAUGACGGCUUUCAUUGAUCGCCAUGGCCUGCAUUCCAUGCGUUUGCAAGAUUUUGAAUCUUCGCUAAUUCGUUCGUGGGAUGUAACGGAAGCUCUUGCACUAGGAUCCGUAAACGGACAUCUAGAGUUCGUGGGCACUCUACUCAACAAAAUACCUUGACUUUUUUGCUCUGGGUAGCCAUUAUAUGCAGCGUCAAGGGAUUGCCAGACAGAUAUGGUUCGUUUCCUUCUAGCAAAGGGUGCCAAACCAGACGUAGGUUUCACCCAUCUACCAAUUCAGGUCUCUGAGAACAACGACAUUCGACAAAUGCUCAUCGAGAAUGGUGGACAACGCACACUUGAAUCUGCAAUGAAGUCAGCGAUAGUGAAGGGAUCGAUGUAUAAGGUAAAAGAGCUUCUAAUGCACCCAAAAAUUCAGGACUGCGACUGUCGAGGAUUGGUGGAGACUGCGGCGAGUUGGAGGAAUCCCGAGAUGAUCAAACUGUUGCGAUCGCACGGGAUUCCGACAAGUCGACGCUCUUUCAUCUAUGCGGUCCGUAAAGGGGAAAUCGACGUUGCAGAGGCAGUAGAGGGUGAUCCAAACGGAAGCUAUGGCUCAAUGAAACCUCUACACCAGGCCGUUCGACAUUCAUCGAAGAAGGGGAUUGCGUUCCUCCUCAACAUGAAUGCGGACCCACAGCUUCAGGAUGGUAAUGGCCGAAAUCCAGUAAAAUUAGCUGAAAGUAUAGAUAUUGUGCGGGUUCUAUGGCCAAAUUGAGCACCAGACGACCUAAGACGUCUUUGUCGAAAACUUGAGCGUCAAAGGAGAAUGAACUUAAACAAAAUCCUCGAUAAGUAUUCUGUUAGGGCCAAGAAAUAUCUGCAAGAAAAAAGAUUUGUUGAUUUUAUCCUUUGCCAAUUAUUAAUAUCUGGCAAAACCCCGUAUCUCACAUUAGAUGGGGCUCGACUACAGGUCUAUUGCUAAAGGCUGUAUUGGAAGACGAGACAUUUCGUAUAUUCCGGCGUACAAAUUCAUGAGACGUGUCAUUACAAACUGCGAAUACUUUUCCACCAUCUUCCGGAACAUUACUGCAUCGAAUUCGAUAUCUCUUGCGUUGAACUAUAACUGCGUUACCAAUGGACUUAUCUUUGCAAUCGAAUUUUCACAGUACAGUAGAGGCAGAAAAAAUUCGCCACCAUUCGCAUUUUUUCAAUGAUUUUUAAUAUUUCUC
Messenger RNA from Talaromyces proteolyticus, 1419 nucleotides. RefSeq lists its product as uncharacterized. The coding region runs from base 423 to 965 and encodes 180 amino acids. NCBI's taxonomy places the organism in Eukaryota, Fungi, Ascomycota, Eurotiomycetes, Eurotiales, Trichocomaceae. The record is from RefSeq and is a predicted model, not a curated record. The transcript has a single exon.